CAGCAGCGUCCGCGGAUCACGUGAUCGCACUUGGUGUCGUCAUCUUCACGCGACGGUCUUCGGCAGACUUCUCCCAUGUGAACGGCUUUUAUGCAAAAGUUAUUCUAAAUCAAAGGUUGGAUGAUGUGGGAAGGUGACGCCGACUGCUGAGAUUGUGAGGAACCUGUUCUCCCCUUCCGUAUCCUUGGCCUCUGCCUUGUCACUCAGCACCCAGACCUGAUGGCCAGCCGCCUCCUGUGUAGAUAUGCCCGUCUUCUCUGCAGAUCCUCCUCUCAGGCUCCUGCUGCUUCUGCUGCGUCCCACCUACCUUCACUCGUAGCUGACCCUGGCGAGGUGCAGCGGGCAAAAGGCUGGCCAUGGGUCACGGAGAGGUUGAUGUGUGACCGAACGAAAGUUGCAGUGCAAGAGUUUCCGUUGCUGCCUCCACACACCGAACUGGAUGACUUGGUGGAAAAGGCAAAAAUGCCUGAGGAUGUCCUGUUGGCCUGGGCAGAGCAUAAAGGAAACGGUCACCAAGCUGCUAAAGCCCUGAUGAAGUGGACUAGGUUGGUGCUAAAGACCCAGGUGAAAUUUAAGGAACAAUCCCAAGAACUGAUGAAGGAUCCAAGGCUACAGAAUAUGAUGAAAACCAUAUCUCAGCAGGUAUCAACGGUGUGGAACAGCACUUUAGUGUCUGUCUUGCAAACUCUCUGGAUUAUGAGGGUUCCCGCGACUGAUGCAGUACUCAAUUCUGUCCAAACAGAGGUACUCUGGAGGAUCCGAAGGCUAUCGCAAAAACAGCUGAGCUACCUGGUAGACUGGGGAACAUAUAGGAAAGACCAGCAGGCCGUAGUGAACAGUGCAUUAAAACAAAUAGAACUCCGCUGGACUGAAAUCGCCGAAGCCAAAACUGUCAGUACGCUGAUAUCUAAAGGAGAAUGCAUGUCCCCUACCUUGAUGGACAAACUUGAAGACAAGGCUCUGGAGCUCGCAGAGAGCUUUUCAACUAACGACAUCCGCAAAGUCUGCGUGUCUUUGGCAUCUCAGGGGCGCAGAAGUGUCCCACUGCUCAGGGCCCUGUCCUACCACCUUCUGCAGAAGCCAUCGUCAGAGCUCACCCCUCCACUGAUACUGGACAUGGCCUUUGCUUACGGCAAAUUGAAUUUCAACCAUUCUCAGGUAUUCCAGCGAAUGGCCGCAGAGUUGUUACCCAGACUCCCUGAGCUCAGCCCAACUGACGUGACACGCUGUGCUAAGUCCCUGGGCUUCCUCAAGUGGCUCCACAUCCCUCUGUUUGAGGGCUUUGCUGAGCACUACAUUUCAAACCAUCAAAAGUAUAGUGUACUCCACCUCUGCAAUCUGGUCAUGACUUUUGCUAGACUGGGCUUCCAGCCCAGGAAAGGAGAAGACUUCUACAGCAAGGUUCACCUCGUGCUGGAAAAGUCUCUCUCGGGCUUGGAACCUUUUUUGCAGACAGAUGUGGUCUGGUCCUUGUGCAUCUUAGAGCAGGCUAAGCCCCAAUAUAUCAUCCCCCUAACGCAACCGAAUCAUAUUACCAAACUAUCAGGUGGCCCCCCCAUUCGAGAGGAGAACUAUAAGCUGAAGCUCUUGCAUAUUGCAGCGACUCUGCACUUGGAGCACCCGGGUUCCUCAGGUGGUCAGUUCCCUCUGGAUCUCCUGUCAGCCAGCAAAUCCACCCUGACUGUCCUGCAGAGCACUCUAAGAGAGGCCUUACAGAGUUUGGUGGGUGAGAAGAUGGAGGCUCUUCGCACUGGUGUUACCACCGUGUAUGGAUGGACUAUUGAGGGUGAGCUGGUAGUGGAUUGUGACAACAAACCGGUUGGCCUGACAAAGCUAGAAGCCCCUCACCUACCAAGCGGAGGGGGGAAUCAGGCUUUACCUGCAGGGGCGCGACGGAUAGCUUUCCUGGCCUGGGAUUUUCCCAACUUUGGCUCGAAGAGUAGAGACCUCCUGGGACGUUUUGUCAUGAUGAAGCGACAUCUACAGUUGGCCGGCUUCAUCGCAGUGGAGGUGCCAUAUUAUGAGUGGCUGGAGCUGCAGACGGAGUGGCAGAAAUUGGCCUACCUGAAAGAUAAAAUGGGGAAGGCCGUGGCUGAGGACAUGGCCAAGUGAGCUGUGCGACGUUUGCAGGCUCAGCUAAAUCGGAGCUUUCCCGAUCACAGAGGACCACGGGGAACGCACACUCAUACACACCUACGUUCACACUCGGAGCGGAGCAGCGUUGCAGAAAAGCAGACAAAAAAAAAAAAACAUAUUUUCAGUCGUUCCCGUGGCAACGUGUGGGGCUUUCCCUGUUUCCAUGGUGAUGAGGAGUAAGAGAUGCCAGAGAGAUGUAAAAAAAAUAAAUAAAUAAACACAACAGCAAGAUCUUCUGUAAAAAUGAUAUAAUCAUGAACUACGUUUUUACUCACGAGGGUAAAAGUGCUGGGUUGUUUUGAAGUGUGCUUAAUGUCAGCAUGUUAAUAUACUGGAGCAAUGUAUUCUCUCUCAAUGUAUGUCAUCUUCUGAAGGAAUAAAUAACUAUGCUGUCAUUUUUA
Mugil cephalus (flathead mullet) is the source of this 2537-nucleotide messenger RNA. RefSeq names its product transforming growth factor beta regulator 4 (gene fastkd4). NCBI's taxonomy places the organism in Eukaryota, Metazoa, Chordata, Actinopteri, Mugiliformes, Mugilidae. Gene Ontology annotation, biological process: regulation of mitochondrial mRNA stability; mitochondrial RNA processing. The record is from RefSeq and is a predicted model, not a curated record. Gene Ontology annotation, cellular component: ribonucleoprotein granule; mitochondrial matrix. Bases 220 to 2112 code for a protein of 630 amino acids. The transcript is spliced from 11 exons. Gene Ontology annotation, molecular function: RNA binding.